Molecule: messenger RNA, 7753 nt
Organism: Spirometra erinaceieuropaei
Lineage: Eukaryota; Metazoa; Platyhelminthes; Cestoda; Diphyllobothriidea; Diphyllobothriidae
Source: the annotation of a GenBank genome assembly
AAUUGAAGGACAAGUACUUGUCUGACAUUGCAACCACCUGCUCCGCCUUCAAUUGUGUAGGCCGAAUUAUCUGGGGCCUGCUUGUUGACCACUUUUCUUACAAGGUAUUGGCAACGUUUUUUAUUUCCGCCUGUUUUAAGGUUUAUUUUGUUAUAAACUUUACAAAUUUAGAUUCUAUGAUGUAUUCAAGGGUGCGGUUUGAACCUCUUAAGGUUACUUGGCUUGUAAAUGCAUUCAGAAACAGCUGAGGGUUGCUAAACUGUGACGCAUGUUUUCCAUCAUUCAAAAUUUUAAAAAAUAAUUUCCUUGUACUUUCUUGUUGAAUUAUUUGUUUAGCUGGCAAAUGCUUGCUGUAUAAAAUUUAUAAAGAAACGGUCUUCUAUGUUUUAAAGUUACUUAUACUAACGCGCUUUCCUAGAGACCUCCUUGUGUUUUUGUUUGUGAGAUCUCGGUCACCUGACAAACGCCGCCCAUCAGGUCUUUCCACGCUCUGUAGACGGUUUUAUCUCUAUUUUGCGCUGGAGUGCACCGCUGAUGACGUGGUCUAGAUGCGGGCCCGACCACUGUAAAAUCAUUCGCCCCUCAUCUUAUGGGCAUUCAGCUUGCACCAAUAACCGGGUAGGUAGGUCACCUUAGUAGUAGUACAUGGGUGGAUAAGGCUGCUGGUUGGGCUCGAGGAAGAGCCCGUAAGGCACAACGGAACGAGUGAGUUCCGUAAGCACGAUCGGUGAGCGCCCCCUUCCAUAGUAACCAGUUAUGUUGCACAACCAUUUUCUUGUUCUUUCUGUCAUGUUCUAUUUAAUGGCUUCAAAAACUUGGGUGCACAUCAGGAUUUAAAUCAUGGACGGUGUUAAGUACUCGCCGGUACUGAAACGCUUCUGGUAGUUGAGUGAAGCAAAUGUUGCUGUCCGCGCUAGCGCAUUUGCCUUAACCAAAUUUAACGGUUUGCCUCAAGGAACGAAACUCUGCUACUGGAUAUUGUAAUGUGUAUGUGUAUGUUUUACGUUCCUUCAACCUAUGCUCGAGACCCGAAAACGCGAAAUGGUCGUCCAUGAAGUAGUUAUUUCUUUCUUGGGUUUCGGACUUUGGGGUGAAUCAUUACUAAGACUACCAUAGCGACUUCAAAAUUGCUUCUGGCGAAAGCUUUGUGGUGACAUUAAUUGUGCGAUCACCAGCUAGGUUCCGCUUUAUAUUCUUAUAAGUGAUGAUGCAUUUCAGUAAGCUCUGUGGUAUAAGUUACAAUACCAUUUUGCCGAGGAGCAUGGGCGAAGUCUUCCAGAUCCAAUUUCCUGGGUCACUACUCGAGAAGAACCACUACUUUGAGGCCGUUUGCACUUGGCAUGACGCGACAAGACACACAGAAGUAGUUGGAAGAUCGGAUUUCACCCUCACCCCCUUUAGCUGGCAAGCAUCAAAAUAAAAAGUUUGCCUACUGUCUCCCAUUAGUUGACCUUGUAUAAUAAAAGCGAGUCUCUUGGUUCUUAAUGGCUCUGCCAACGCGGAGCCUGUCUUACCGACUUAAGCAACCGGCAGCUGCCCGAUGCAUAAUUUUUAAUUGCCCUCUGUUCAGUGCCCACUGCUCUGGCUUCUACUCCAAUGGGGCAUCUUAUUCGUGACCUAUCCCUACGUCGCCGCCGGACCAGCGGGCCCUUACCUCUACGCUAUCUGGAUAUUCGCAAUUUUCUUCACACUCUCCGGUCACUUUGUCAUCAUACCCGCUGCCUGUACACGCAUUUUUGGACCACAAAACAUGGCCACCAUCUACGGCCUGGUGUACGCCGCAACAGUAAGUUAACAAGCAGCCUGUAUGAUUAUUUCUGGCAACUUGGUAGAUGUGCCAAAUCAUGAAGUGUUAACCGAAUUUUGAAAUUGGUUUUGGACUCGAAAAGACUACUUAAGUAGGGUUGUAAUAUUAAUCAGCAUGCACUUUAAUUCCAAAGUAUCUCAAUUACUUGGGGAUGCCGGCUUUUGAAGGAACCUCUCUCCGGCCACCUGCUUGAAAAUGACUGUUUAUGUAGCAUGAAUUUAUCUAGUUCACCUUUCAUACCCUUUUAAAUUUGAGCACAUUUCAUAGACAAAUGCACACAAGUAUUAAUUCCUUUACUCCUUUAGUAAAAAAUUACAUCUUUUUCAAAUUUUUUGCUUGAGGGAAGCGUAUAAUUCAACUUUAACAAAGUUUAUAAUUAUGAGAUUUUUCAAAAUCGUGAAAUGCCAGUUCACAAAACAUCGUGUCUCUGCAUUUACUAAUGUUAUUCGUAAAGUUUAUAAUAGGGCUUAAUCCCACUGCUAAAUUUUACGAACCGUUCAUGGUCUCCUCUUAGUAUCGUAUAGAAGUGCAUGGUUUUUAGUACACGGAAAUUAUACAGCUUCAAGUUCAGAAACCCUGAAUGCAAGUGUAACGGUAGGUCAGGCUCGAAAUUAUUCGGGAGUUGGAGAGAUUUUUAAAACUCUUCCCUCAGGAUGACCUAAUCAAAAAGGUUUCUCACACGAAUAAUCGCAAUUUCUGCGAAGACAGCAUGUAACCGUAGCUGGUGGACUCGAAACCAAUAAAUGUGGGCGGAAUGUGGUAUAUAGUCAGUUAAAUCAUAGUCCACCUUCAUGCCUAUCCCUCAUCUUUCCCCAGUGUCACUCUUAGUCUGCAUGAUAAAAUUAUUUUUCUUUGACGCAUUCAAGUCGUGUGAUGAGGCCAUAAUCCUUGCCCAAUCGAAAAUAAAUGUGGCGCAUUUCGCUUCCAGUAAGAAGUAGUUUGGUAAUGACGCUCUGAUCUUCACGGAAGAGAGUUAUUUCGUAAAGAUAACGUACUCGGAAAUCUUCUCCUAAUUACAACAUUUCGCGCGAUGACCUUGAAAAUUCAAUUAUAUUUCAUGGAAAACGUGCGUAUAAAUAUUCAUUCUUUUACUUAUUUGGUAAAAAAUCACGUCUUGUUCCAAUUUCACACUCAAAAGAAGAGUAUACUUCGGUUUUAAAAAACUUUUCUAAUUCCCGAAUAAUUUUGAACCCGACCUGCUGUUACACUUGCAUUCAGGGUUUCAAAACUACAAACUGUAUAUUUUCCGUGUACGGAAAACCAUGCAUUUCUCUACGGUGUUAAGAGGAGACCAUAUGAGGUUCAUAAAAUUAAGCAGUGGAUUCGAGCAAUAUUGUUAGCUUUACAAGCCACAUUCGUAAACGCAGAUACAUGAGGUUUCAUGAGCGGCCAGUUAACGGUAGCAAAAUAUCUCCCAAUUAGAAACCUUUUUUAAAACCGAAUUAUACUCUUUUUGAGUGUGAAAUUCGAAGAAGACGUGAUUUUCUACCGAAUAAGUAAAAGAAUGAAUAUUUAUAUGCAUGUUUUCCAUGAAAUAUAAUUGUAUUUUUAAGGGCAUCGAAAAUCAAUGAGAAAAUUGCAUACUACAUAAGUCGUCAUUUUUUGCAGCCAAAAAUAAUUUCUUCCGAAAGCCGACACCGUAAGAUAACUGGGUCAUUCUAGGUUUAUGCUGCAUCAUGAUUAGUUUUACAACACUACUUAAUUUAUCUUUUCGAAACGAGAACGCAUUUCGAAAUUUUGGUUGACAUUUCAUGAGUUAGCACAUCUACUGUACUCGGAAAUCUUCUCCGGAUCACAACAUUUCGCGCGAUGUCAGACGGUUUGACGAGACGAAAAUUGCACGCAUCUCUGAAAGACCAGAGGUCGAAGACUAACCAGACUGCCUACAGAAAUUAACGCAUGAACUUGGAAGAAAUUCUUUGAAACAAACCUCUUUAAAUUUGACGCCGACGGAGGAGAGAGGAAGCGACCACCUAGCUUUCCUUGAUGGUUUCGUCUGUCGUAUGGUUAUAGUGACCAAAAACUUAGGUGCUCAGAAAAGCGAUAAAUACGACGCCAGUACUGAGCUUCGACAGCAAUCACCCAAUCAGCCAUAACCGCAGUUGUGUGAAAGUGAUGUACCGGCUUCUGGAGGCGCACUGCAGUGAAUCGUAAGACAAGGGGGCUGACGGAUGCUCAGGCUGAAUGACUACCAAGCAAGUUUAUCCACCGCUGCAUGCGCAAACGAGACGAGCGUUCGGUGAACGCUGCCGAACGUCAAUACCGUCUUAAAAAACGGCCAAUCGUCUACUUGCACCCCUUCGAGGUGGGGUAGCGCACAUACCAGGCGCCAAGAAACGAGACCGAAAGAUCAAUUGCUCCAGCUUGGAAUGACUGAUGUCUUUCGAGGCUGAUGCAAUUGCAGGCCAAACGACUGCGUCAAAGGAACUGGGAGACUCCUGCCGACACGGAUGACCGAACACGCAGCGGCAGUAAUUAGGAUUGACAAAAGGUCUCAUACCGGGGUCCAUUCGAUUCAAUCAUCUUAGUAUUCUAAGAGUGCCUUUUAAUGGUAAUCAUUCAAACCCACUUUUUCCUAAUAUCUGUUUUGUCCGGGUGUCGAAAGUGAAGCGAAUAUCGCGACUCUGUUGUUGCUGUGCGUUCUUCCCUCGUCUUGUAUCCGAGCUUUACUGUUUUCUUAUAAGAAUAAACGGCUUCCUCACUCAUCGCAGAUGCUUGCACUUGGUGCGCUAACGGCCCGAGUGCCCUCAGCCGAGUUAUUGGACGGCGUCAGGUGCGCGUAUUCAAGGGAAAUAUCAACUUCUUCUUCCCAAAUAUACCAUUUACGAUGAAGGUGAGAGAAGACCACCAAUUAUGAUGUUUUCCUCUACCGAAGGGUUAAGACGACCAAGAGGCUAGAGAGUUCAACAAAGCGACGAAUACGACGCAUGUACUGGACUUCAAUAGCAGCCAACCAAUCAGCCACAACCAGAGUUGCAUGAGAGUGCUAUGUCGGUGUCUUGAGAGGCACUACAGGGUUGCUAGAGUACAAUAUCUUCGACGGAUGCUCAGGGCAUCAGCGCAGACCUUUCCACCCGUACAUGCACAAACGAGACAAGAAACAAAAUCUCACCGGUCCCAAUUUUUGGGUAGCGUUGUCGCACGCCAGGCACGUCUCAGAAGCCGCCAACUGCUUUCUUGCAUUCCUUCAAGGCGGAGUUGCACACAAGCUAGAGCCAACAAUCAGGCGCCAAGAAACGAGACCGAAAGAUCCACUGCUCCAGCUUGAAAUGACUGAUGUCUUUCGAGGCUGAUGCAACUGCAGGCCGAACGAAUGCGUCAAAGAAACUGGGAGACUACGUACGACGCGGAUGACCGAACACGCAGCGGCAGUAAUGAGGUUUUAUAUAUGGUCUCCGAUCUGGGUCCAUUUGAUUCAAUUAUUUUAGUAUUCUAAGAGUGCCUUUUGAUGGUAAUUAUUUAAACCCACUUUUGUCAAAUGUCUGUUUUGUCCAGGCGUCGAAAUCGAGACGAAUAUCGCAACUCAGUUGUUGCCGUGUGUUCUUCCCCCCAUCUUGUUUCCGAGCUUCUAAAAAAUAUUGAGUCGUAGACUGUGAGCACUAAAGCUGCCACAAUUAUUUCGCUGUUCUUCCUCUUCUCUUUCUAGGCUCCCAGCGCUCUUCUAGCGGCAGCUGUUAUCUCUCAAUUUGACGUGAAGGGCGCCUGGAUUGCUGUUUACACUGCCUGCGCCGUCUCCUGCUUUAUUGGUAAUGUUAGACCUUUUUCGGCAUUUGUUGCAACAUCUACUUUUACUCCACUCCUCUUCUAUUUUGUCGGAUCCGCCUCGGAAACCCCCAAAUGCUCUUUAAGUGAGGUGGGAUUCGAUUAUAUUUGUUUUUGUGUGAGAGAGAGGUAGAGAGAGGUGUAAUUAUCUCGGGACCAGUUGUUCAUUCGGUUGCUUGUGUCUCUAGGAGGCAGGAUAGUUGAUUAGUUUGUGGCCGUACUGAAAGAGCUAGGUAUUUGGGGACCUACAACCCUACUGGUCUGGCGUGUCUGACUCGACCUAGCGCUUCCGCAUAACUUCUUAAGAAAUCUAGCAGGCGAGGAAUCAGUUUUGGAUGGUGUACCAUUUAGAUGUCUGUAAUUCGACCCUCAUCAGAGCGUAGCGGAUUAACUGGGGGACUGGCAGACGGGUGUACUGGUUUGAUUUUCAUGGCAUCGACUCAUGUGAGAUCCCAGCCGCCCCCCCCCCCACCAUAAGAACCCGGUACGUGUAGCGGACACCUGGGUCGACUGUGGCAUGCGUAGACAGGCCGUUUGCCUUCUCCUCCACUGCGCCUCUACUCGCCCCCACCGCCGCCGUUGUUUUUAAAUCGCAGCCAAUCAGCGAGAAAGAAGAGUACAGUAGAUGCUGCGCAUGUCUGAUUCACCAUAAAGUAAUUCCCCAAAAGGUCACCACUACUGCACGCAGUGAACGUCCUCAAUUCUGACAGUCAAACAGUUGUCAGUACAAAAAGACGUUUCGCAGGCCAAAACGGCAUUUCAUUGGUCGGCAUCUGUUUCUGACGAGAUUGUUUUUUAGCUGCGACUCUCGGAAAAUAUGUUUUUUAAGUGUUUAUUCACCCGAAUAGUGCUUAAGAAGCAAUUUUUGUCAAACACUUCGUUGCCUCAGGCCAAGCACCAGUUUUUAGCAGCUCAAGUCACGGACAAAGUAUCCGGCCAGACAAUGACAGGAGUUUAGUGCGCGAUGCUGGUGUAUUCACCGUACCUGAAGUGUCCAUGCUCAUGAAAAGAACUUAUGAAGUUCCGGAUUCGUUUCUCUCCCAGUCUGGAAUACCUGGCGGCACAGUUCUUCCUGUUGCUUUCGCCUAUCAUCCGAAGCCACCGCUAGUGAUGGCGAAUUGCCACAAGGCGGUUUUGCCGUCAAGUGGACAUUCGGCUUUCUGCUGAGCUGCAAAUGUUUUUUAAAGCUAAAUAACGUCUUAGGGGAUCUUUGAUCCCGAUAUCUCUCAACUCUGUCAUCUGCGUGGUGACGACAGCGUCAGUCUUUGCUCAACCGAGGCUUCUCCAAGGUUUGAAAAGUUUAACCAGUAGUUUUUAAGCUCUCUGUGGGUCCGUUUUUUCUGGACAGCCCAAACAGCCGUCCUUGGGUAGUUUCCACACCCUCAUUUAUAGUUUUGUUUCCAAAAAUUCGAUCAAUUUCUCACCCCGCCCCCCUCCCUGAUAACAUUAAUGUUUUGAGAUCGUGAGCUACCUCGCAGCUAAAUUCGAAACUCCUACUUCCAUGCUGAAAAUGUCACAAUUUCGGUCUGGAGGGAGGUUGGCACGCUGGAACUCCUACGGCAGUCUGAUCACAUCCCAGAAUCAAGCGUUUGCUGCGACGUCCGCAAUGGCUUAGCGUCUCCUCACAUCUUAUCAGUCGUCAUAGGUUUAAGAAGACUCGCCGUAGAUCGUCUUUCCGUGCACUGUUGCGAGGUGACUGCAGAUUGCUAAGUGGAGAACUGAUUAAACCUUCAUGAUACCUGAGAAUGUCCUCAUCGCAUUCCCUGCAGAUUUUGCCACCGACGAUGACGCGUAGAUCGAGACUUAUAUUCAACCGACUACGUCUUCCUUCUCUCAUACUUAUCGUCCAUAUCGUAUUCCCCGUAGCGGCAUCUGCAUCCAGUCAACGCCAUUUCAGAAACGGGCUUGUCUUGCACCUCACAAAUCCAUCUGCUAAUUAUUGUUAACCCAUUGCCUCCCACUGUUUUCCUUUUUUCCAUGCACACAGCCUUCAUCAUCAGCCUCUUCCUCAAGGACGAACAGGUGCGCUGCGUGGGCUUCACCUCGGGGAUUGCACGCCUUUGUGACCGCUGCAGGGGCGAGCCAAUCAGCGAGGAGGCCGAGAUGGAGAGCCCCGCGAAGGUCGGGGUCGACGCGACAGGAGACAAGGCGAAGGAAGAAGAAGGAGAAACAGCGGUGCUUUAG